Molecule: messenger RNA, 3465 nt
Organism: Lingula anatina
Lineage: Eukaryota; Metazoa; Brachiopoda; Lingulata; Lingulida; Lingulidae
Product: extended synaptotagmin-2-like
Biological process (GO): lipid transport
Cellular component (GO): endoplasmic reticulum membrane
Molecular function (GO): calcium-dependent phospholipid binding; phosphatidylinositol binding; calcium ion binding
Source: RefSeq, a predicted model, not a curated record
UUUGUUCGACUCGUCCGAGGUCAAAGAGAAAUGGAGCACCAAGAAAACCGGCUACAACUACAAGGUUAUCCUUGAAUUUUGAUGAAAAUACAAUAUUUUUCUCUGGUUGCAGUUACCAAAAGGUAGGCAUGGCUGAUAACCAGUCGCAGGUUGCACCUCCACCCCCAGCGAAGGGAGACACGACGAUCUUGCAGUUGGUGGUGCGGUAUUUGAAACUGGUCGCCCUCCUCCUACUCGUCUGGAUAAUGGGCUAUUUCGACUUCAGCGUCAGUUGGAUCCUCCUCGGUCUCUUCAUCUUUAUGUGGAAUGAGACAUACCAGAGGAGAAAAAAGCUCCAGACUGAGAUCGCCCAGUUUUCAGCGAAGAAUGAGAAGGAUGAAAUAUUGGCAAGAGUGGAAGAUUUGCCUUCAUGGGUGUUUUUCCCAGAUGUGGAGAGAGCAGAGUGGUUGAAUAAGAUGAUACGGCAGAUUUGGCCAUUUGUUGGGAAAUAUACAGAUGACUUACUUAGGAACACCAUUGAACCCAGUAUAAUAAACAACCUGCCACCAUCACUGAAGUCUUUUAAAUUUGAAAAAAUUGACAUGGGGGAUAUUGCUCCAAGAAUCGGGGGAGUCAAGGUUUACACAGAAAAUGUCCGUAGGGAUGAAAUUGUGCUAGAUAUGGAUAUAUUUUAUGCCAGUGACUCAGACAUUAGGGUCAAAGUGAAAGGAAUACAGGCAGGAAUUAAAGAUCUGCAGCUACGUGGUACCCUGCGUAUUGUCUUUAAACCAUUGAUAAGUGUCAUGCCUAUGAUUGGGGGAAUCACUGUCUUCUUCCUUAACAGACCUAUGAUAGAUUUUAAUUUGACCAAUGUGGCCAAUGCACUGGACAUCCCUGGUCUAAGUGGUAUCCUUCAUCAUGCCAUUCGAGAUCAAAUAGCUGCUAUGAUGGUACUGCCAAAUAAACUCCCCAUACAGCUGUGCCAACAGGCUGAAAUCAGCCUUCUUAAAUACCCUCUCCCACAGGGUGUGCUCCGUAUCCAUGUUGUUGGUGCCAAAGACCUGAUGAAGGCUGACAUUGCGUUCAUAGGGAAGGGCAAAUCUGACCCAUACUGCAAGCUCAGAGUUGGUGCUCAAGAUUUUAAGACGAAAGUGAUAAAUAAUGAACUCAACCCAACAUGGAACCAAUUCUUUGAGGCCAUCAUUGACCAGCGUAUGGGUCAGAUACUGGAAGUCAGAGUCUAUGACAAGGACCCGGACAAGGAUGACAAGAUAGGAAUGGAUAACAGGUUGGGAUGUGUAAGUGUGGACAUCAGUAGUGUAGCCGAGAAGGGGCACAUGGACUCAUGGCUCCCCCUGGAGAAUGUUGACACUGGUUUGAUUCACCUGCGCCUGACAUGGCUGAACCUCUCAUCAAAUCCUGAUGAUAUAGACAAGGCUCUUGAGCAGUGUACUGUGGCGUGGAGUGAAGAACACCUGUCCUCAUGUUUCCUUAUGGUAACAGUGGAUGCCUGCCACAAUCUACCAGGUUCCUCGGGAAGCUGUUUUUUACAUAGCGCCAGUGGUCAAUCCACGAAUUCAGGUGGUAAGUACCUGACAGAGCCCUCUCCCUAUGUGACCCUGGGUGUAGGAGGGGAGAAACAGCAGACUCAGGUGAAGAAGAACACUGAUCAGCCUGUCUUUGAGGAGAACUUCAAGUUCUUGGUGCACAACCCUAACAUGCAGGAGCUGGAUAUGGAGGUGUAUGACUCUAAAAGCAAGAAGAUGUUGGGCUUUGUGACAGUCCCUGUGAAGGACCUUCUGAAUGAUGAAGACAUGACCAAGUUCCAGUCAUAUCCUCUCAAAGAGUCUGGACCAAUGAGUAAAAUCACACUGAGGUUACAGCUUAGGAUUCUGCUGUCUGGUACUGCCCCAAUUGAUUCUAUGCCAACAGAAGAGGCUGUGGACUCGCUGGUCAAUAAUUCUAACAAAAAUACAGAGGAAGAGGGAGAAGGCGGGGCAGAGGAGGAGGAGCCCUCUGCUACUUUCUCUCUUGAUGAUCCUGACUUGGACACGCCAAAUGGUAAGGCACAAGAAACGCCCACAAAAUCUGCUGCAGGCUCUGCUGACUACUCACCAAACUCCAGCAUGAAGAAUAACGAGAUGAGGAGGCGGUCUGGACAUUCAAUCCACAGUAAAACUAGUGCAAUGGGCAGUGACAGUGGACUGGGCAAGAUACAGAUCACUAUACGCUACAGCGGCCAAAGAAACAGACUGGUGGUGGUCGUCCACAAGUGCAUUGAUCUUAGUCCACGAAAAAAAUACUGGUCAUUCAGCACUCCAAAGAUAAGACGGAGGGCAAGUUUGAGGACAUCCCGUAACCAAGACAACAACAAAGGAGGCAGUACUCCUAGCAGACCGCGUGCUAAUACUGCUGACGUGGUACCCACCAAGGAGUCUGUAGCGAAAGAGGAAACGCCACCCCAAAAGAAAAGCGCCCUGAUUCCACCAGACGAUAGCAACCUAGCUGACCCCUUUGUCCGCCUGUAUCUGCUGCCAGACAGGCACCUGCACACCAAGAAGAAAACACAAGUCCACAAGUGCAACCUCAACCCCAUAUUUGAUGAGACAUUUGAAUUUGCAGUCAACCAGAGAGACGCCCAGCAAAGGACGCUGGACAUUGCGGUGAAGAACUCGGUGGGGGUGUUCUCUAAGGGAAAACAUGACAUGGGAAGAGUGUACAUUGACCUUUCUGAACUGGAUCUCAACAAAGCCACUACAGCUUGGUAUAACCUUCAAGCCUACAACAAGUCUGGAAACAGAUCCUUUAGAGAGUCCAAAGAAAUCUAAUAAACAGUCAAAAUAGAUUUAAUGGUUCCAAAUUAACUCAUUCUUUGCGAAGAAUAUUAAAGUGAACUUCAGCGGCAAUGCAAAAAUGGCAUGGAAGGAGAGCAAUUAACUCACCAUCAGGCAGCUGAUCAAGAAGAUAAGCCACCAAUACAGAAAAAUAUUUCUGUUGCAGUCAUAUGGAUAAGACUUGAUGUAAACAGUGAUGUGCAGAAGCUCUCUAUUUUGCAAUAUAAUAAUUGUUAACUUCCUCAAAAGAAAUUUAUGUGAUUGAGUUGCUAAGCAAUGGAUAAACAGAACUUUCUGUCAUAGCUUUAUUGUAUGAUCUAGUCUUCCAGCUGGGCCUUUCUAGGACAAAAUCAUUUAGAUCAAAUGACUUCCAAAGUGCCAUGCAUAGUGAAAGAUAAGCAGUGUGAGCAAGUGGUAGCUGUGUAUGUUUUACUGUUAUCAAUGCAAUUUUUAUGUGUUGUACAUUGGUUGUAUUUGUUAUGACAAAAAACUUUGUUUAGACAGUAUGGAAUAGCAAUGUUAAGUCAGAUGAUUGAAGGAAAUUGUUGUUUUAAAGAUAGUUAAUGUGAUAAUGCAUAAUCUCUUCGCCUUCUUUUACAUUUUUGCUCCUUUUGCACUUAAGCAAUCAGACAGAGGUUGACAAGACAAAAAA